Messenger RNA from Larimichthys crocea (large yellow croaker), 3488 nucleotides. Its product is annotated as 3-oxo-5-beta-steroid 4-dehydrogenase. The coding region runs from base 164 to 1144 and encodes 326 amino acids. Gene Ontology annotation, biological process: bile acid biosynthetic process. Gene Ontology annotation, molecular function: Delta4-3-oxosteroid 5beta-reductase activity. NCBI's taxonomy places the organism in Eukaryota, Metazoa, Chordata, Actinopteri, Sciaenidae. The record is from RefSeq and is a predicted model, not a curated record. The transcript has 9 exons.
GGGAGGAGCCUCAAGUGUGGUUUACAUGGGAUAGGAUAAACAUCAUUAACUGUGGCAACUUAAAUUGAUAUGUAUAUUUAGUCUGGGGUUUGACUUAGGAGACUUAAGCAGCAGCAGCAGCAGCAGCAGCAGCACUGAAAAUAUUUCUCACACUAUCAUACACAUGGAUCUGACAGCUGAGAGUCACUCAAUUCCUCUGAGUGAUAGGAACAGCAUACCCUUGAUAGGACUGGGAACUUACGGGGAUCCUCACACGACCCCUAAAGGGACUGCAUAUGAAUCAGUCAAAGUGGCUAUUGACACAGGAUACAGACACAUCGAUGGGGCCUUGCUCUAUUUCAAUGAACAUGAGGUGGGACAAGCUAUAAGAGAGAAAAUUGCAGAUGGAACCGUGAAGAGAGAGGAUAUCUUUUACUGUGGAAAGCUGUGGAACACAUUCCAUCCUCCAGAAUUAGUACGACCUGCUUUGGAGAAAACCUUGAAGACAUUAAAGCUGGAUUAUGUUGACCUCUACAUUGUCGAAAUGCCCACAGCCUUCAAGCCAGGAGAUACUUUAUAUCCCAGAGAUGAGAAUGGGAAGAUAAUUUAUCACAAGACGGAUCUUUGUGCUACAUGGGAGGCUUUGGAGGCUUGCAAAGAUGCUGGACUAGCAAAAUCUCUUGGGGUAUCCAACUUCAACAAGCGACAACUGGAACUGAUCCUCAACAAACCUGGGCUGAAACACAAACCAGUGUCAAACCAGAUUGAAUGCCAUCCCUAUUUCACUCAGCCAAAGUUGUUUGAGUACUGCCGGCAAAAUGAUAUUGUCAUUGUGGGAUACAGCCCUUUGGGGACAUCUAGAGAUCCAUCCUGGGUAAACCUAAAAUGCCCCCCAUUGUUGGAGGACGAGCUACUGGUAUCACUUGCUAAAAAGUAUAACAAGACCACAGCCCAGGUGGCCUUGAGGUUCAACGUGCAGAGAGGAGUGGUGGUCAUCCCGAAAAGCUUCAACCCUGUUCACAUAAGGGAGAACUUUCAGAUAUUCAGCUUCUCUCUUUCUGAUGCUGAGAUGAAGGCGAUUGAGAAACUGAACAAAAACAUUCGUUUUGUGGAACUUCUCAUGUGGUCUGAUCAUCCAGAGUAUCCAUUUCACGAUGACUUCUAGACGGCAUAGACGUCAAGACUCAAUUUGAUAAGUUGGCUUGUUAACUUUGUUGCUUUUACGUUGUGCCUCAACUUUUAUCCUAUCCCAUGUAAACCACACUUUAUAUUUGUACAUUUUAUUAUAUUCAAGUGUUACAUUAAUUGAUUGGUCAAUUAAAUGAUAUGUGACUUUAAUAAAACAGAAAAUCUGUAUUUUUCAGUUUUGUGUGAAUAUACAUUUGUCUUUGUGAUUGAUGUAACGAAUGCAUCAAGACUGCAACCCCGACGACUUUUCAUCUGAGACAGAAGUGCUAUAUUGUAUGUCUGCUGUAAAGUGAUCUAGAAACAUCAACAGUAAACAUGAUGGACAUAGUGUAACAUGAAGACGACAUAUUAUUAUUAUUAUUGUAAUGAAUAUGACAUUUUAAAUUGACCUGUAAAGUCAAAUUAGAUCACAUAUUGGCCUGAAGUUCGGGUUUUUCCAGCAGUUGGCAUCCUUUUAUUUGCAUUACUUGCUCCUUUUAACUUUACUUGUCCACUGUUUUCUACUUUGUUACAGUCUUAUAAUUAGUCCAGUUGCUUUCAAAUACCAAAAUAUCUAAUUUUCCCCACCCUGCAGCUCCCACACUCAAACACAUCUUUGAUCCUGGCUUCCAUUCCUCCUGUGAUCAUACCCCUUCUUUCUGUUUCAUACGUCUACACCUUUAUCUCUUCCUCUUAUCACGUUCUCCUGAUACUGUUGCAACUGAUUGACUGAUAAUAAUUUCCACAUCCGAACUACCUCCUUCACCAACUUGUCCAUGUUUUCAUUUCCCUGGAUUCCUAAAUGUGCUAGUUGCCACAUGAAUACCAUUUCUUUCACCUGGCAGGCUAAUCUUGAAUUAUCAGUGUGUUUGAUACAGUAGUUCUUGACGGGUUCUUGCUGAUCCUGUUUUGAUAUUUGAUUGUGCUGACUACAGAUGCGUAUUUAACUUCCUAUCCCAACCCCAUUCUCAAGUUAACAAUACAAAAGCAAACAAAUAAGAUACCACGGUUGUCAGUCCUGUCAGUAUGCUGUGAAAUAUAUCAUUUAUCAUAACUGAGAAUAAUACCUUCUCUCCAUUAUAUAUUUUGCACUAAAAGCCACUGUUUCAUCUUUAACCUGUGCUUUUCUGGCCUCAUCCUCCAAACACAGAGCCAGGUUCACUGUGCUCUUGCCUGUUCUAAAUGCAUGAGAUUUUCAUUAACCAUCCCUUCUAUUAGUUUACAGUAACAUGUUGUUACAGCUUUUCCAGAGCUCAGAACAGGAUACUUCCAAUUCAACCUAGCCUACCUCCCAUUUAAUUUAAUAUUCCCCAGACUUCUCCUAUCGAACUCGUGCUUCCAUUUGACACAAAGAACUUCCUUCAUGUGCUAUGUCUUAUUAGCAUCAGAUCUAGAACAUAUUCCUUUGCAGAAUUUUUACAUCUAUUCUUAUGUUUCUGCCAUCAUGAAUACAAAAAAAGUUGUUUCCCAUCCAACAAUUCUUCCACUACCCGUCCGUUACGUGCAUUAAAGUCUCCACACCACCCAAUGCUUCUCUGUUCAUUCAUUCAUUCUAUUUCCAUAAGUCUGUUAAGAAAUAGCUUUCUGCAAAGAUUAUAAACAAAUCACCAGUUUCCUUUUUUCUGUCCACUCACUUCAAUAUACAUCAAGUCGGUUACAAUAUGAGUCGUUCUAAACAUGACACAACUCACUCUUGCCCCAUCUUCCCUGUCCCAUCUGAUUGCCACACUCCCCUUUAUUAUGAAAUCUACACUACAUUGGCCUGAAUACUUUCUCACGUACUUCUUCCCCCUAAACCAUUAUCGAGAUGAUGGACUACUGCUUUGACUAUAAUCUGGAUUCUUUCUAUUUUAGAUUUAACCUCUGCAAUCUUCAUCUGCACUCUUUGGAUGAACGUGACCGUCUUCUUUUUCUCCUCCAACAUUUUCUUUUCAAAUUCUUACACUCUUCUUUACAACCAAUUUGUCCCUCCCUGCCCUUUUUCUGGCCUCUGCAUUAAAAAAAACUUCCUCUUUUUCUCCCUCCCUGCCCUUUUUCAUGGCCUCAGCAUGAAAAAAAAACGUCCUCUUUUACUCAUAUCCGAUCAUGAUUACCACCACAGCUUGCACACUGUAUUGGCUUUGGGACAAAUUCCCUCAAAAUAUAUGUAAUAAACCCAAAAUAAAGUUCUUUUGGGAUAACAUUGGCAUUAAAAGACACACUUUUUUUUUUUUUUAAACUAACUGCCUCAUGUUGCCACCCUGUUAUCACCCUCUUACCUCCACUGGGGCUCUGUUAUCAGACCUUCACAGUCAUGUGUAGCCUUCAUAUUUUUUUCUUUCUCAACUUGGUUAAAAAAAAAU